AUGGCCGACGAGAGCAGCAAGUUCGCCGACGGCCGUAACACUUGCAUAAGCAUGCAGAUGCACGCCGGCAGCUUGGAAUGCCGCCGGUACUACAUGGCUCGACGCACGCUCCUCGAAAUGCUUAGAGACAGAGGCUACACGGUGGCUAACAUGGAGGCGGAGCUCCACCGAUCUCUGCCGGACUUCCGAGCUGAGUACGGCGACAAGCCCGAGCCUAAAAAACUCAGCCUCAUUGCUGCCUCUGCUACUGACUCUUCCCGAAAGAUACAUGCCAUCUUUUGCGAACCUAUGGAGAUCAGGAAAGCGACAAUGAAUUUCAUCCUGGGCCAGAUUCUGAACAAAGAGCAACUGGACAAAGUGAUCUUGAUCCUUCAAAGCAAGAUGAAUUCUCAUGCUCUAAAGGUUGUGGAGGAGCAUUCGAUAACAAAUGUUAAAGUUGAGACUUUCCAGAUUACUGAGUUGCUAGUCAACAUCACCAAGCAUGUUCUGAUGCCGAAACUUGAGAUUCUGAAUUCUGAGGAGAAGGAAAAGCUUUUGAAGAAGCACAAUAUUCAGGACAAGCAGCUUCCUAUGAUGCUUGAAAAUGAUGCAAUGGCGAGGUACUAUGGGUGUGAGAAAGGACAAGUGGUGAAGGUGACUUAUUCGGGUAGCACCACGGGUACUAUCGUCACUUACCGAUGUGUCGAUGGUUGCAUUAGUAAAAGAUAUGAAGAAAUAGCUCAGCAAGACUGCGUGCACAAAUCGGAUGUGUGGGCCCUGGGCUGCUCGGUUCUUCCCAUGCCGCCCCGGGUUUUCGACAAAAGGGCAGAGCCAAAGGAUGUGCUGUUCAAGAUUGAGUAUAGUGAUCAUAUUUCGGUGAUCCCUCACAAGCACAAUUAUAAAGCAAAACAAGUGUACAAAGGACAAAAAUCGCGUUAA
Messenger RNA from Striga hermonthica, 918 nucleotides. NCBI's taxonomy places the organism in Eukaryota, Viridiplantae, Streptophyta, Magnoliopsida, Lamiales, Orobanchaceae. The record is from the annotation of a GenBank genome assembly.